AUGGAAUGCACGGCCCGACACUCAGUACCAAAAAUCCAAGCACACGACCGAGGCAUAUGCUCGGACAGGACACUGCACGCUUACCUCCCCCGCAAAUUCUUUACAGCCCGCCCUACCUCCAAAGAGCCGGAACCCAGCGAUGAGGCGGCGCGGCGCGAGAAGGAGGCUGCGGACAGGAGGGCGGAGGAGGAGAAGGCGAGGCGGCGCGCAAAGGCGGUGGAGGCAACGGCGGCCAAGAAGGAGGCCAAGGCGAAGAACAAUAAGGCCAAGAAGGCGCCGUCCGCCUUGAAGCUCGAGGAGGAGCGGAGGGCGCGGGCUGCGGCAGAGCUGCGAGAGCAGGAGGAGAAGGCGGCGCGGCUGGCUGCUGAGCAGGAGGCGGCGAGGCGGGCGGAGCGAGAGGCGGCAGAGCUAGCGGGUGCGGCAGAGCAGGCGGCGCUGCGCGAGGAUGCGGAGCUGGCAGAGGCGUUGCGCCGGUCAGAGGUGGAUGCGGAGGAGGAGGCGCUGGCGCGUCGGGUGUCGCGGUGCGAGGAGGCGGUGAGCAGCGAGUCGGCCGGCGGCGGCGGGGACUUGCCGCGGCGUGUCGAGCGGCUGGAGGCGAGCCUCGGCACGGCGACCGAGGGCAGCCUCGAGGAGCGGGUCGGCGCCAUCGAGCGCUUGAUCGGGCCAGAGGCGGGCGAGGCGGAGCAGCAUCUGCCAGUCACCGAGCCGCUCGCUGCCGUCUCACUAGCGGACGCCGGCCUCGACACGGGGCGGCCGGCUGCCCCCGAGUCCACGAUGGGGGGCGAGACCACGUGCAUCGUGUGUUUCGCGAGAGUCAAGUCGCAUGCUGCGGUUCCGUGCGGGCACUUGUGCGCUUGCGGGCCAUGCUCUGAGCUGAUGCGAGAGUGCCCUUACUGCCGCGAGCCAGUGAUGAUGUGGAUGGUUCCGCGUCCGGUCUAG
Molecule: messenger RNA, 939 nt
Organism: Emiliania huxleyi CCMP1516
Lineage: Eukaryota; Haptophyta; Isochrysidales; Noelaerhabdaceae
Exons: 2
Coding region: 1-939 (312 amino acids)
Source: RefSeq, a predicted model, not a curated record